Messenger RNA from Cynara cardunculus var. scolymus (artichoke), 400 nucleotides. Its product is annotated as monothiol glutaredoxin-S2-like. The transcript has a single exon. The record is from RefSeq and is a predicted model, not a curated record. NCBI's taxonomy places the organism in Eukaryota, Viridiplantae, Streptophyta, Magnoliopsida, Asterales, Asteraceae. The coding region runs from base 60 to 368 and encodes 102 amino acids.
UACACACAUAUAUAUACCCUUCUCGAAACAAAUUUAAGACGGAAAAUUGAACUUUUAAAAUGGAUAUGGUGAUGAGAAUAGUCUCUGAGUGGCCGGUUGUGAUAUUUAGUAGGAGUUCGUGUUGUAUGUGUCACUCGGUGAAGACUCUUAUUGCGCAGCUUGGAGUAAACCCUGCAGUCUAUGACAUAGAUGAGAUCCCCAAAGGUUGGGAAAUCGAGCAAACCCUUUUGAGGCGCGGACGAAACCCUCCUGCUGUGUUCAUCGGAGGUGAAUUUGUUGGUGGAGCCAAUAGGAUUAUUAGCCUUCAUCUUGAGCAAUCUCUACAACCUAUGCUUAUAAACGCGGGAGCUCUAUUGGAAUUCGAAUGACUGGCCUGAUGCUUGUAAUAAACUCGUUUUAG